Messenger RNA from Diversispora eburnea, 1185 nucleotides. NCBI's taxonomy places the organism in Eukaryota, Fungi, Glomeromycota, Glomeromycetes, Diversisporales, Diversisporaceae. The record is from the annotation of a GenBank genome assembly.
AUGUAUGUUCUUAACCUGAAAGAAGAAGAUUUACCAAGGCCCGCCAAAGUAUCAAUAGUAUUAAUCGGCUGUAAAGUUACUAUACCUAUACUUUGGGAAUUAGUUUUAGAUCAAGAAACUCAUAAUUAUGAUAAGUUGAGAAAGAAAGCAUUAUGUAUUCGAAUCUAUAUAUCAUGUAUGGAUACUCAAGCUAGAACUAUACUUACUCAAAAUAGAUUUGAUUUAUCAUCAUCACCACCUCAAGCCACUUUUGAUUAUCCAUCAUUUACUCAUAAAUUUAGAAUUGAUAAUUUAGUUUAUUAUAUUUUCUAUUCACAAAAAUCUAUUGGUUCAGAUAAAGACAUCACCAAAUCGAGAAUUUUAUUUCGUGAGAUAUGUAAAUUAAUAAUAAAUCGUUGCACAUUUUUGGAUUCUUUUAAUAUGACGGAUGCUCGCGAAGAUUUUUGUAAAAAAUUUCUAAAUAGUGAUUUAAUUGGUUCAAUCAUCAAGUUACCUAAUGCUCCGAAAGAAUUAAAGUCUGAUUCUCAAAUGAAAUUAUUAGGAAAACUAAUUAGUGUUCAAAAACGGUUAAAAAAUCUAUCAAUUAUUGGUGUUAGGUAUAUAAAUUGUAAUUCAUUAUUAUCGGUAAUCAUCAGUCAAAAUGAAACAUUGAAGAGUCUUCGUUUAAAAUCAGUAUAUUUCGAAGAGAAAUCGUUGCCAAUUGAACAAUUUACUUCACUUCAAGAAUUUUAUGUUGAAGAUUGUUAUAGAUUGGAUUGUUUGUCUUUUGCUUCAUUAUUUACUCAAUUAAUUAGUUUUCAUUUGACUAAUUUUUAUAAUAACAAUUUAAAUUAUUGUACAAAUAUUACCGAAUUAACUUUACCAGAUUUAAGUCUUAAACAAGUAAUAGAAAUAUUUAAAAAUAAUUUUAAUGAAUUAAGGAGAUUUUCAUUUAGUUACGGAGCAGAAACGGGUGCUGAUAAAUUAUUAUGCCAAUUGGCCGAAAGUGUACCGGAAUCACUUGAAACUAUUGAAAUUAGAAUGGGGAUAUUUAGUGCUGAUAGUUUAAGAUAUUUUUUUGAAGGAUGGUGUAGAGUAGAAAAUAAAAAGAUGAUGAUUGUAAAUCGUCAAGUAUUAAGUGAUGAACAUUGGAAAGUUAUUGAGGAAUAUGGAGUACAAUUUGAAAUGAAAUAUAUGAAACAAUAA